GCCACGCCGCCGCCGCCUGUUUCAGCCCGCUGCAGUCAGUCGUCGGGUCAUUUACCAAUGGCCUGCCCACUGAACGACGAUGACGUUAACGUCCAGCGCGACGCAGUCCUCGGCCACGGCGUCGAUGGGACCGUCUACAAGGGUAUCUUCCGCGACCAAGUCGUGGCCGUCAAGGAGCUCCACACGCUUGGCCCGCGCGACGUCCGCCGCCUCAUCGAAUGCUCGAGUCCGCACGUCGUACGCAUCUUGGCCCACAACGAGACACAACUUGUGCUCGAGUACAUGGACUUGGGCAACCUCCGCGCCCACCUCGAUAUGGCGCUCAAGACGUCAUCCACGAUCUCGUUUUUCGUCAAGCUCCAGAUCGCAUAUGGAAUCGCCCAAGCACUCGAGUACUUUCAUAGCAUUGACUUGGUGCACGGCGCAAUCAAGUCGGCCAACGUCCUCUUGAGCACCACAAAAGGCGUCAAGCUGGCCCAUGGCGGCAUCGCGGGACCUCGCACCGAGGCGCUGUGGACGACGGCCGGCCCGCCGUUCUGGACGGCCCCCGAAGCGCUCGAUGUGGGCGCGACGCUCCAACCGUCGGCCGACAUUUACUCGCUUGGCGUCAUUCUCGCCGAGCUGGAUACGCUCAAGCGGCCGUUUACAAACACAACGAUGAACUCGUUUGCGGUGCUCAACGACGUCCGCGCCGGCACCCGCCGCCCCGAGCUCCGCGCCAACUGUGCCGAGUGGUACAAGCGCCUCGCGCUGUCUUGCUUGGCGUUUGAUCCGACAGCGCGUCCGUCCGCGGCCGACGUGGUUCUGUGCCUGCGCAAGCAGCUCGACGAUGAAUCGAGUAUCGCCUGAAUCGUUCGUCGUUGCAUCUCGACAAAAGAAGAGGAGAUUCGUUUAUAUAAAGUUGAUAGAGUAGGAUGCCAC
Molecule: messenger RNA, 921 nt
Organism: Saprolegnia parasitica CBS 223.65
Lineage: Eukaryota; Oomycota; Saprolegniomycetes; Saprolegniales; Saprolegniaceae
Product: TKL protein kinase
Exons: 2
Coding region: 58-849 (263 amino acids)
Biological process (GO): protein phosphorylation
Molecular function (GO): protein kinase activity; ATP binding
Source: RefSeq, a predicted model, not a curated record